UAAUAGCACUCCCCAGUUGGUCCCCCUUCUUUCAGGGACAACGGCAUGGUGCCGCUUCCGCUUGGGCCACCGUUUUUCUCCAGUCGCCGCAAACCCAAUUGCUGCCUUGUACCCUUGUACCUGAAAUUCGGGCUGACUCCUGAUAGGUCGGCUCGGGUCAGCACCACAGUUGAUCCAUUCACCUCAUCCAACGCCAUGAGCGAACAUUCAGCCAAUACAUCAGAGGGAAACGGAUCUCAGGCAGAGCAACAUGGGGAUCGCGCUCCACAGGACCCAAAGGCAAUGAAGAGACCGUUACGGUAUCGUGGGUUUUAUAAGGACAGUCGUCUGGCGGAGAUAAUCGAGACAGCACUAUCAAUGGUCGCGUCUGACGUCCCAUUGCCAAACGAGAGAGGCGCACCCGAGAAGUGGGAACACAUCGCGAGGCAACUCGAAUCCAUGUCGGUUCAGAAACAGGACGUGGAGUUUAUUGGGAUUACCGGUCGUACCUUGAAGGCUAUGGUCGAAAGGCAGUUGCAGGAAUAUGCGGGGAAAGCCAAGGUAGCCGGCUCGGCUUCAGAGAUGGGGGAGCCGCAAACUCGUAUGGAUCACUUUCUUUCGAUUAUCCAUGAAGCGCACAGUACUGGAAGAUCGCGCCCAGCUUCGAUAGACCCUAACAGACAUCCUGCACAGGAUAAAGCACAGGAACCGGCCUCCAAGUGGCAAAGGACGUUAACAGGCAAAGAACCUGGCCACACUUACGAGGGAUCCAGAAUGGACAUGGGCUCAGAGAACUGUUCUGAUGACGAGACAGAAUCUAUCAGAAGCACAACCAGCUCAACCUCUACGACCGCAUCUUCCAAUCCGGCCUCUGCAGUUACUACAUCCAAUCCAAUCUCUGCCGCCACCUUCUUCAAAAUAGCCUGUACAGCCAGUGCAUCCAACCUAACCUCUGCCGCUCCGAUGUUGAGGACAGUACUAGCAAGCACGUUUACCGCCACCCCAGCGGGCACAUCCAAUACAAAUUCCAUCACCAACGUAUCCAACACCGCUUCCGCAGAAAAUAUCUCUAACCGGGUCCCGAUUAACGUGCCCAACACAACGUCCACCAUCCACAGUGGUGAUGCAACUCUAAAUUUAAGCGAUACGCGAUUAUGCCAAGCAGUGAUGCAGGAUAAUGCAAGACGAAUGGAGCAACAGGAACAACAGAUUCAAAACCUUCAAAGUCAGGUCGGUCAGUUGCUGCUGCAGAACACUCGGAUGGCUUCCAACAUGAGCGCGCUCUUGUCGAAUGUUGAGAGGCUCACACAGGAUGUUGCGGGCAUCAAGGCGGGACAAUUGGCUACAUUAGAUAAUAGUCAUACUGGGUUCAGGGGUGUGCAGGAGGCGAUUCAGGUGCUGACGAACAUCAUGAGGCAACAGCACAACGAGACAUUGGCCAUUGCGAAACGCCCAUAUCCUGACUAUCAUUGAGAAAGCAAUCAGCACUGAGUUGCAAUCUUGUAUAGCGAAAAAAACAAUAAAUAUAAUUGAGAAUUGAGAGUGCGGU
Gamsiella multidivaricata is the source of this 1528-nucleotide messenger RNA. RefSeq lists its product as uncharacterized. Bases 46 to 1452 code for a protein of 468 amino acids. NCBI's taxonomy places the organism in Eukaryota, Fungi, Mortierellomycota, Mortierellomycetes, Mortierellales, Mortierellaceae. The record is from RefSeq and is a predicted model, not a curated record. The transcript has a single exon.